CCUACAAGCGAGAUAUGCCUGCGCGGUUACACGCGUUCACGUCGUGUUUCUGUCAGUAAGCGUUGGACUGCCACCUUGGUGCGAUCCACAACGGGCCUACAGCACGUCACCACGUUGUCACAUCCUUCGAAAGUACGGACACGAGAUUCAAAUAAUAAGUAAACAAAGUUUGUCGCUCGAAAAAGUUUAUUAUUUUUUUUUUUACGAGUCGGGGGAUAAUUUGAAUCUAAUGAAGUAAAUAAAUUUUAAAUCAUCGUCACGGUCCAUCCGAGGGCUUCCGCAGAUUUACCUAAAAAAUGAAUUUGCGUGGGAGCUUGUUCAUUUGGAUGAUCGCUGGGUUUAUUGUCAUCAGUUUAACAACCGACUCUAGUCUUGCUGAUGUUGCAGAUGAGAAUAAAAACGAGCAGAGAGAAGAAUUGUUGGGAGUUGUAAGGACUGCGUCGUCCUCGACAACGGAAAGAAAUUUAGGAGUUGGGAGAGAAUCUGGCGCAGAUUACGGGGAGGAAGAUGGAGAAGAUGAGGACACGGAGGAUGUGGAGCCGGAGGGACCGGAAAAAAAAGUGAGCAAAGAAAAAGAUCACGUGGACGAAUACGAGGAGGAAUUACGGAGCAUAGCUGAGUCACAUGAAGCCAUGUCCAGAGACGAGCGGAGCAAUUCCUCUGACAGUCUAAGUAAUUCCGAGACGAGUGUGUCGUCUCCCAGCGAGACACUAGGCACCAGAAACUUCGACUCGUAUGAGAAAAACAUUGAAGAGAGUUCUGAUGAGAGUAUGACCUCCAACGAGGCAAUCAGCGGCGAAGUUUCUGGACCCAUCGCCCAGGAGCUUUUGAAGUUCAAACGCCAGACGAGUGGAAAAAUUAAACGCGUACCGACCGUAAAAAAGGAAUUGAGUUCACAGAUACGGCUCCAAAGUAACGACACUAAUGAGGAUGCGGUCAAAGGGUCUGUGAGUCAACUUUUGGGUAAAAAACUAACGGCGAGUCGUGAAAAAAUUGACAACGACUUGUUGGAUGACGAUGGGAUUAAUGCCGGGGAAUCGUACCUCGAGAGGAGGUCUCUGGAUGGCGAAAGGGAGGCCGUAGACGAGGAGGAAUAUAUGGAUUUAGAUGCGCCGACGGAAAUCCUUGGAAAACUCGACAAGAGACAGCAAUCCGAUCUCAAGGAUCUCGAGACUUAUCUUGAACCGGCUACGCACACCUCCGAGUUAGAGAAGCUGAGAAAACUUGAGGAACUUCGAGCGGAGGAGUAUAUUCUGGCUGAAAACUUAAUGGAGUUAUUGGUGAAGCUCGCCGAGAAUCCUAAGCGAUGGGAGCGGACUCACAAAUUGCUGAGAGACAUGGAGAACGACCUGGAGCUCUGGAGGGCCUCGGAUUCGAGUAAACGCGGCUACGACUUUCGUCAAACACUCAGCCUGUCGACUGACUCCCCGCUGAUAGAAAAGCUCAAGCCAGAAACGGAAAAGCCAAAGAAAAAAAAGAAGAAAAAGAAGAAGCCACGAUAUCAUCAACUGUCUACAGAGAUGCCAUCAACUUCUACUACUCCAACAACAGUUACCCCUUCUACGACAACGACAACAACUAAAAAACCGACACCAGCACUGACACCCACCCCAACAUCGACAGAAGCAACACGAUGGCGUAUCUUUCCGGAUUUAUUUGGAUCCCCGAUUCGUAGCUCACAGUCUGGCCUGCACAAAGAGCCUUCUAAUUUGGCCAAGAUCCAUUACGCUGUAUCGGGAAAGUACCAGAAGCCUUCAUUGUCCUCUAAUAAUCGGGACGAUAACACUGCCGGUGGAUAUCUGAACGAUGCAGUACCAGGGAUAUUGGAUUCCAGUCAUGGCAUGAGUGUGAGUGCCAGUGGCAAGUAUCCGCUGUCAAGGAAAUUCCACUUUGGUAAGAUAAACACUCAUGAGAAGGACUCACCGCUGAAUCAACAUGACUCAGAGCCGUCGAUUUACCAGGCUGAUAGUGAAGCAACGAUGGGUUCGAGCAGCCCGCGGCUUCUUGAUUACCAGAUGGGGGGACGAGGGGCAUACCAUGAGCAGCCGUCAAGAGCUCGUGCUAGCGACAGGUUCGAUCGAUACAGGCCGCCGUAUGUUGUCAGCGAACGUGUGAGGAAUCAAGCAUUGGAGGAUUAUCAAGACACGCUGGGCUAUCCGAGUAACGAAUUUUCACGUCAUCAAGGCCCCUACGGCAAAUCCUGGAAGUACUCAAAGUACAAUUUGAGCCCGCCUGUCGACCCUUACUACGAAGAUGAGAGGAGUAACUGGGCCACGAGGUAUCGUGCUUGGCAAACUUUCUGGAGACCGAUAUUUGAAAUAGAAGAUGAGGAUGAGGCUAAAAGAAGGAUGCUCUUUGGAAAGUUUCCUUCUUCUUCGUCUUCCUCUUCCGCGUCUUGGUCUCCCGAUAAGAGUAUGCAAAUUCCGCCGUGGCGUUCAAUAGAUGACUCGCCAAGAUCAAAAGGGUACAAUCGGGAACUAGCAGUCGGAGAUAAAAACAAAAAUCAUUCAGAGUUUAAUGAAGCAUUCAAGUCUUCUAAGCAAACCGCGGAUGAGAAUGUCGCCUUACCAAAGAUAACCAUGAAAACUUGGAAUAGUUUGACGUCCGAUCCGGCAACUUGGCCAUUUAAACUCUCCGACGCCAAACCCUGGCCGAAAGAUAAAAACGGAAAGUCAUAUAAUCCGAACGCGGAUCUUGUGAGAAAACUCGGUCUAGACAAGCAAGAGAAAUUGCUAGAUAAAGACGACGAUAAAAAGUCUACAGGCGAUCAAAUUAAAAAUACAAGUAAUAAUAUCAAAGAUAAAAUACCGAGUAAUUCGAAUCCAUGGACCAGUGACAGGAAAAUGUGGCCAAUGAAAAUGUCGCCGAAGAUUCAGUCCGUGGGGGCCUGGGUCAUGCCAGCUGACGAAGCCACUUGGACGUCUUACAAUCAACAGCAGCAACAGCAGCAGCAGUCACUUCAGCAUCCCGGAACGUCUAGAUGGUCAGAGAGACCCAGCAAAGCCAAUUGGCAGAGUAAAUUAACAAACUGGAACGUCGAAUUUGCCAAGCAGCCGAGUCACUCGGGUGCUGAUAGUGCUGGUGGUGCCAGUGCUACAUGGCCACCAAAGUGGAAGCAAUUUUCCUACCACAAGGUUAAUUCUGCGCCAAUUAGUAAGUCUGGUUCGACUCCCGAGGAACCCGGGCCGCGAAGCAGGAACGCAUUUAUUGCCGUCUCGGCAGUGUCGCCCUCAAAAUAUCCAGGCAACGAGUGGAGGAAAAACGAUAUUGAGGAAAAUUUCGUGGAUAAUCCGAUAAGGACAGGCGUUAUUGAUCGCGAUGACCCAACCAGUCAAUUACUUCACAGCCACUGGCAACAUCAGCAGACACAAGUGGGCAAACCCGAGAGGAGAAAUCAAACAGACCCACUGGAAUAUCAACUCGAGGAACUUCGACAAAAUAAUAUAGAGAAACGCAGCGCACCUACGCAGGCCACGUCCACUACUCAGAACACCUCGCCAAGACCGAGCGCCGUCGAAAAACCAACGAAAGUCACUCAGAAGCUCGAAAAGUUCCCAUCGAAACCAAUAAAAGAGUAGAAAGAAAAUAAUAUUAAUUGCAUUAAAUACAAUUGUUAAAUAAUUUAAAUUAAAUGUAAAUGACGAUGACCAAUAUCUAUAUCAAGUCCCCCGUCUCCUGAUCUAUCAUCACCGCGAGUAUCUCCCCGACAGGGAAUACAAACUUGCAAUCUCUGAAAGGAUCUCAAGUCGUCGAAACAUUCCUCGAGUAACUUUAAAUUUAUCCGUUGUAUUAAAUCCGAAGACAAUUCUGGAUUUUACGGCAUUACCAUUCAAAUUUCCCUCUACGGGAUUUUUUUUUGUAUCAUAGAAUCUGAUUAUAUAAUUAAUUAAUUAAUUAAUUA
This is a messenger RNA of Microplitis demolitor, 3901 nucleotides long. RefSeq lists its product as uncharacterized. The coding region runs from base 297 to 3578 and encodes 1093 amino acids. NCBI's taxonomy places the organism in Eukaryota, Metazoa, Arthropoda, Insecta, Hymenoptera, Braconidae. The record is from RefSeq and is a predicted model, not a curated record. The transcript is spliced from 8 exons.